GAGUCCGGCCGCUCUUAUCUGACGUGCACACGCCUUGUCAGGUGAGUCUGCCGUCACUUCCUGCUCGGCACUUCCUGCUGGACUUCGGCCUUCAUGGCUGCGGAGGAGGAACCGGACAGAAUGACGGACGGCGCCCAGCUGCUCAGUGGACCCGUCCAGGAGGACCAGGACCCUCACAGGAACCACCGGACGGGCUCCAUGGAGUACAAGAGGCUGGAGGAGGAACGGGACGAAGCUGUGAAGAAGCUCAACGAGUUCCAGCAGGUGUCUCAGAUGGUCAUCGAGGAGGUCAGCGCCAUCCAGGAGGACCUGGAGCUGGAGCGCAUGUGCAGAGAGAGCGCCGAAGCCCUGGCCUCACAGCUGAACCGUCAGAACCGUUCUCUGAAGAGGAAGAGCAUGAUGCUGCUGUCCCACCUCAGCCCAGAGACCCUCACCGCCAUCGACCUGGAGGACGAGGACGGGGACGGGGACGAGGAGGCGGCCUGCCUCUCCCCGCAGUGCCACGCCACCGUCUCAGAGCUCAGAGCUGAUUUGGAGCUGGCUGUGAAGAGGAAGAACGAGGUCCAGGCCGAGCUGGAGGCAGUGAGAGAGGAGCUGAGGGCGACCAGAGACCAGCUCCUGAAGGAGGAACAGGACGGCGCCGUGCUGGCGGCGGAGACGCUGCGCCUGAAGAAGCUGCUGGGCAGCUACAACAGAGUGUCUCAGCUGGCUGUGGAGGAGUAUGAAGCUCUGCAGCACUCUCUGGACCUGGAGCGAGACCUGAGGACGGAGGCCGAGAUCUUCGCCAGAACGAUGGUGGUGGAGCAGAAGAAGCUGCAGAGACAGAGCCAGAUCCUGAUGCAGAGCUCCUCGCCCAGUCAGGCCCUGCAGGACGCCAUGGGCCAGGUGGCUCAGCUCACCCAGCAGCUGGAGACCCAGAGGCUGGAGCACCAGAACCAGGUGCAGCAGAUGGAGGAGCGGCUGAGGGGCAGCGAGGCCCAGAGGGAGCUGUCGGCGCUGCGGAGGAAGCUGGAGCUGCUGCAGGAGCAGAACGACGACCACGACCUCCGACGCUGCCAGGCGGAGCAGCAGGUCAAGGACCUGCGGCUUACAGUGGAAGAGCUGCAGAAGAAGCUGCAGGCAGCGACCAACCCCCCCCCGGCCCCCGCCCCGGCCCCGGCGCCUCCUCCGCCGCCGCCUCCACCCGCCCCCGCCGCACCCACCAACCCGCUCAGCUCUCUGCUGUCCCUGAUCCGACGGAGGAGAGACGUCAGCGCCGACGUCCCGCUGGUGGCUCGGGACUCCGGCCGGACGCCCAGUCCGACGCCCGAGGCGGACGUCCGGCAGCAGGCGGUGGACGAGAUGAUGCAGAGGAUCAAGAGAGGCGUCCAGCUGCGUCCCGUCGGCCGGGCGGCCGGCGGGCCCCGGAGGCAGAUGGAGCCGCUGCCCUCUAAUUCUGCCAUCCAGGAACUUAAAGGAAUCAUGGAGAAGGUCUCCAGAAACGCCCCUCAGACGAAGCGCGCCGUGAGCGGCUCCUCCGGCCAGGACGACGAGCUGCAGAGGAUCCUGCUGCGGCGCAGGGUCGCUCUGGAGGCCCGGCCGGACCCCGGUCUCUGAUGGAUCCAGACCUCCGGAUCUUCAAGGCUCCUCAAAUAAAACUCCACAUUCAGAAGCGCUCUUGUAG
Molecule: messenger RNA, 1663 nt
Organism: Salarias fasciatus (jewelled blenny)
Lineage: Eukaryota; Metazoa; Chordata; Actinopteri; Blenniiformes; Blenniidae
Gene: shtn1
Product: shootin 1
Exons: 16
Coding region: 94-1596 (500 amino acids)
Biological process (GO): neuron projection morphogenesis; positive regulation of neuron migration
Cellular component (GO): cell leading edge; axonal growth cone; cytoplasm
Molecular function (GO): actin binding
Source: RefSeq, a predicted model, not a curated record